AUGUCAUGGCGACAUUCUGAUCACAGCAGCGCAUGUCAUGGCGACAUUCUGAGCACAGCAGCGCAUGUCAUGCUCGCAGACAUCGAGAUCAGUAGUCGGCAGGCGCAAGUGUUUGAGAGCCACAAGGCGGGGCACAUGGCGAUUCAGGAGCUGCAGAAGGAGAUGAACAUCGAGAUCACGAGCCGGCAGGCGCAAGUGUUUGAGAGCCUGAAGGCGGGGCACAUGGCGAUUCAGGAGCUUCAAAAGGAGAUCAGCCUGGAAGACGUGGAGAAGCUAUUGGGGGAGUCGGAAGACGCCAAGGCAUUCCAAGACCUGCUGCAGAAGGAGAUGAGUCUGGAGGACGUGGAGAAGCUGCUGGGGGAGUCGGAUGACGCCAAGGCGUUCCAAGACGAGGUGGCUGCCAUGCUGGCGGGUGCGCUGUCAGAGGAAGCUGAGCUGGAGGCUCUUGCUGAGCUGGAGGCACUGGAGACAGAGCUCGCCAUAAAGGAGGUAAAGGAGGAACUGCCUGCUAUGUUUGAAGUGCAUCUGCUGCCCGAUCUCGCUAUGAAGGAGGUAGAGGAGGAAAUGCCUGCCGUGCCUGAAGUGCCCGAGCAAGCAGAGAACGAGGUGAGUGCCAGAUUUCUUGUGCCGCCUGCUAUGCCUGAUGUGACCAUGCUGCCUGCUAUGCCUGAUGUGACCAUGCUGCCUGCUAUGCCUGAUGUGACCAUGCUGCCUGCUAUGCCUGAUGUGACCAUGCUGCCCGAUCUGCCAAAGGAGCCGCCAGUUGAAGCACCAGCUGCAGGUGAGGCGGACGAGGAAGAGGGGGAGGGAGGGUGA
This is a messenger RNA of Closterium sp. Naga37s-1, 816 nucleotides long. NCBI's taxonomy places the organism in Eukaryota, Viridiplantae, Streptophyta, Zygnematophyceae, Desmidiales, Closteriaceae. The record is from the annotation of a GenBank genome assembly.